AUGAGUGUUAUACAAGAUGCCAUUGGUGAAAAGUUGGGUCACUUUACCUCUAGCUGCGCAACUUUCUUAGCUGGAAUUGUUAUCGCCGCUAUAGCCUGUUGGGAAGUAGCAGUUCCAUGUUUAGUGGUUGUCCCUCUUAUUCUCAUAAUUGGAGAAAGUUACACUAACAAAAUGAACAAAAUAUCAACUACCAAAUUGUUUUAUCAUUCUGAAGCCACGUCUAUGAUAGAACAGACCAUAUCACAAAUAAAAACAAUAUAUGCUUUUGUUGGAGAGGGUUUAGCAGUCAAAUCCUUCAGAGAACAUGGAGAAACAAUAUGUCAUAAGCAAGGGGGAGGCACUUGUUAA
Molecule: messenger RNA, 348 nt
Organism: Vicia faba (fava bean)
Lineage: Eukaryota; Viridiplantae; Streptophyta; Magnoliopsida; Fabales; Fabaceae
Source: the annotation of a GenBank genome assembly